This is a messenger RNA of Cannabis sativa, 1238 nucleotides long. RefSeq lists its product as uncharacterized. Lineage: Eukaryota; Viridiplantae; Streptophyta; Magnoliopsida; Rosales; Cannabaceae. The transcript is spliced from 4 exons. The coding region runs from base 254 to 961 and encodes 235 amino acids. The record is from RefSeq and is a predicted model, not a curated record.
AGUGAACAUCAAUCUUGUAUUUUCCUUUAAUUACAGUACAUGUCCAUUUUUUCAUUUCUUAUUUGUGUCUAUGUUCAUAAUGGCCAUAUACAAAUCAAUUAUUAUAAAUAAGGGUUGGAUUUUGAGAUUGAGACUUUAAUUACUAAUAAUGGUUAUAAUUAAGAAUAGAUAUAGAUAAUAAUACGUUCUCAUUCUCCACUACUAUUUAGAUAUAUCCCAUAUUAUUCUUGGUCUAAGUACGACAUAAGAAAAGAUGAAGCGACCAAACUUGGUCACUUCCCUAUUACAGUCAACUUUCCUCUUCUUUUUGUUAUCCGUUUCGAUUGUAUAUGCUCAACCCUUACCGCCUCCAAAAUUUGAUGGGUUUGUCUAUGGAAAACACCGAGUCGAUUGGGAUGCGAUUCAAAUUGAAGCGUUUCUCGACCCUGUUUGCCCCGAUAGCAGAGAUGCUUGGCCACCCCUCAAACAAGUUCUAGCCCUCUAUGGAGACCGUGUUUGGCUUCUCGUACACCUAUUGCCUUUGCCUUACCAUGAUAAUGCUUUUGUGGCUUCACGUGCUUUACACAUAGUUAAUGGUAUAAGUAAUCAUCAUUAUACAUUCAAGUUGUUGGAGUGGUUCUUCAAGUACCAGGAAAAAUUUUAUAAUGCUCAAACUCGCAACUUGACAAGAACAGAGGUUGUGAAUGAGAUUGUUAAAUCUGCAACACAAGUAGUUGGAAGCUCCUAUCUUGGUACUCUUGAAUCUGGAUUCAAUGAUAGGAAAACAGACCUUAAAACAAGGGUUUCCUUCAAGUAUAGUGCCGCAAGAGGGGUGUAUGGAACACCUACUUUCUUUAUCAAUGGAUUUCAAUUACCUGAUGCUGGCUCCCCAUUAGAUUUUAAUGGAUGGAAAACUAUUAUUGAUCCACUCAUUGGGAAUAAGACCACGAAGAACAGUGAUAAUAUGCACUAUUUCUUAUGAAAAACUUGGCCAUGAAGCCUUGGGAAGAAUAAACUCUAUGCUGGAAAACUGUGGCUCAAUGUUUAUGUUUUGUAUUUGAUACUGUGAUUGUGACUCCUGUAGUUGAAGAUUUACAAGAAGAAGAAUGGGCUCUUAGUUGUUUGCAUUAGAAUGUGUUGCUUAUUGAGCUUGAUUUGCUCUGCUAUCCUCGAUGGUAAUUUCUAAACUUAUAAUAAGACAUGAUCUAAAGUUCAGAUGACAAAUUUUAAUAUAUAGAAAUGUUACAUUUGAAAGUUCA